AUGAGCUUCUAUCGAACGACUGGUAAGUCUGGUGCGACUGCAACAUCUAACAGCUUGAAUGAAGUCAUUGCAGGCAAGACGAUCUCGGAUUCAGAAUCAACAGCAGGUAUAGGUACGUUCGCGAAUUCUCAGAUUAGUGGAAGCUUAGAUGAGGAACCAGCGACUAAAGAACAGUUGAAUUAUUCCAGACUUUCAUUAAUCGGCAAAGGAGAGGCCUACUCUCUGAAAGCCAUUCGGAUUACCUCCCACGUUCUUGUUCGAUGUAUUCACUCUGUAUGGUUCACUGUAGAGUGGAAUGACGGUGGGGAGUCAUGGGAAGCCGAAUUUGCGCUACAGCUCUAUCAGCCAGAGAUGGUCUAUGCUUACUGGGAUGCAAAGAAAGGGGGACGCGAAGGGGCAACCCAAUUCGAUUUGUACCACAUCUUUGCGAUCCUUGACCACGGCAGCAUGAACGAUCGUAGCAGGAGACGGGCUAAAAAGCUUGUUUAUAAGAUUCAGUGGGUUGGCUACAAUGAGAAAGAUCACAGCUGGGAGCCAGCGGCGAAGAUUGCUGGUCUUGUUCCGAAGAUGAAGGAAGAGUAUGAUGAGAUGCAUGGGUUGUGA
Molecule: messenger RNA, 603 nt
Organism: Fusarium odoratissimum NRRL 54006
Lineage: Eukaryota; Fungi; Ascomycota; Sordariomycetes; Hypocreales; Nectriaceae
Exons: 1
Coding region: 1-603 (200 amino acids)
Source: RefSeq, a predicted model, not a curated record